AUGUGGGCACUGCGAAGCCCUCCCAAGGCUCCUAUCUACAGGGAUAUCAUAUCAGACCUCUCACCACCUUUCUCGCCGUCUCUGCCUAUCUAUCUGCUGCGAUCUUGGUGGAAUUCCAGUGCGUGCAUUUACAUUCUUCAACAAUAUUCUGGCGCAAUGCCUUCAAUCCUCUCCACCGCCCAAGAUGCGAUACGGGUGAAAAAAGUCCAACACAGCGAUAGCAAUGGCCAAGCUCAAACCUACGGGAAAUGGAGUAAUAAAGACUUGGAACCUACUCCGCCAGCAGAACGCAACUGGUCGCCAUUAUACUACUUUGCCUUCCAAUUCAGCAUUGCCUUUUCCCCCACCACCUACAACAUCGGCUCCACCCUCUUUUCCAUUGGUUUGAACUACUGGACCAUCAUCAUCGCAUCCUUUGUCGGAACUUUUCUCUGCUGUUUGGUUCUGUAUUUCAAUGCUCGAGGCCCGGUAUUCUAUCAUGUUGGCUUCCCAGUCUACGCCCGCGCCUCGGCAGGAAUCUACGGCUCCCUCUUCUUCAUCUUCAUCCGAGCCGUCGUCGCAAUCUUCUACAUGGGAACCCAAACCUUUUACGCUUCUCGUCUGCUGAACGUCGCUCUCCGCUGCGUCUUUGGGGAUUCGUGGACCAACAUCCCCAAUCAUCUCCCCGAAGCAGCAGGAAUCACGACGAGUGGCAUGUUGGCUUUCUUCUUGACUUGGUUGGUGCAAUUCCCUUUUGCAUGGCUACAUCCCAGUAAAGCCGGUCCUUUAUUCGUCGUCAAAUCCAUCCUAUCGCCGACCGCUUACAUUGCCACGAUGAUCUGGGCGCUGGUCAAAUUCAAUGGCGUGGAAUUGGAUUUGGGAGAGGAGGCUGUCGAGGGAAGUGCUCUAGGUUGGGCAUUCAUGCGAGCAAUCAAUACCGUCGUAAGCGGCGUCGUCCCACCCAUGGUAAACAUCGCCGACCUCGCCCGAUACGGCCACUCCCCCACCGACAUCCUCCCCCUAACCCUCGGACUCCUCCUCUCCAAACCCCUCGUCAUUCUCCUCGGCCUCUUCACAACCGCCGCCUGUCUCAAACACUACGGUCUCGCACCCUGGAAUCUCUGGGAUUUCUACUCCCUCGUCCUCUCCGAAUUCUGGUCACCAGGAACCCGUACCGCCGUCUUCCUCUGCUGCAUCAUCCAAGCUUUCGCCACCAUCGUCACAAAUGUCAGCAGUAAUGCUAUCCCUGUAGGAUGUGAUUUAUCGGGCUUAUUCCCCGGUUACUUCACCAUUGUGAGAGGGAUGGUCGUGUGUCAUUUAUGGGUCUGGCCUGUGGUACCCUGGUUACUCGUCAACAGCGCCCAGAAUUUCUUGACAUUUCUAGGAAGUUAUCUCAUUUUCAUCACGCCUUGCGUGGCGUGCAUGAUUGUGGAUUACUGGGGUGCUCGCAAAGGGAAUCUCCACGUCCCCUCUCUCUAUCGCGCGGAAAAGGGUGCGCCAUAUUUCUACACUGGAGGUUUCAAUUUGAGAGUCUUUGCGGCUUGGGCCGUGGGUGUUGGAUUGGUGAUUUCGGGAAUCGCGGGCGCUGUCAAACCUGGGAGUAUCAGUCAGACGGCGGUGAAUGUGUAUUAUUUGGGGUUUGUGCUUUCGUUUGCCGGGUCCGGGAUUACUUAUUGGGUAUUGUGUUGGAUUUGGCCUGUGAGAGUUUUCCCCCGGGGUAGGCAUGAGAAUGAGGGGCGGGAGUGGGAAGUGUUGGUGCCCACGGAGGGAUUUUUUGUGGAUGAUGAGCCGUUGCCGGGGUAUAUUCGAGAGAAGAUGUUAUUUGGGGAGGAGCCUGUUGGGGUUGUUAUUGUGGAAGAAGAGACGACGACGACGCAGACGAAGAAAGGUGAGAAGAAGCAGUAA
Molecule: messenger RNA, 1884 nt
Organism: Ramularia collo-cygni
Lineage: Eukaryota; Fungi; Ascomycota; Dothideomycetes; Mycosphaerellales; Mycosphaerellaceae
Product: related to uracil permease
Exons: 4
Coding region: 1-1884 (627 amino acids)
Biological process (GO): transmembrane transport; nucleobase transport
Cellular component (GO): plasma membrane
Molecular function (GO): nucleobase transmembrane transporter activity
Source: RefSeq, a predicted model, not a curated record